AUGGUGGCUGAAUGGCCUUUAAAGCUUGGUGACGCAUCGCAACUUUAUCUGCUCGAAUUAGGCAGCGUAAUUCGUGGAAAUCUCACAGAUGAAAAUUCUGAUUUUUUCCGGCGCAACAACGGGCACCCAUUUACGACCGUGGAUAGGGAUAAUGACGAUGCUGGCUCGAACUGCGCUCAGACACGGAAUCACGGAUUUGUUUCUGCCUUCCUGUUUUUUUUAACUCGAUCUUUUCAGCAGUAA
Molecule: messenger RNA, 243 nt
Organism: Cooperia oncophora
Lineage: Eukaryota; Metazoa; Nematoda; Chromadorea; Rhabditida; Trichostrongylidae
Source: the annotation of a GenBank genome assembly